UUGACACCAACGACAUGCAGUACCAAAACAGGAAGUCGCAAAUAAAACUAGCUGGGUGACUUUGCUAGCUAGUGUUCGUUCAAUCAUGCAACGAUGUUUAAAAACGUGUUUCGAUCUGGUUUUCUAAUUAGGACCGCACAUGUCAUCCUAACAUGGGUUAUUACACUGAUACUAUUCUUACAUGACACCGAUCUCCGAAGACAAAGGGAGAAUGGAGAGUUGAUGCAGCCUGUAGUGUUUUCCUUGCUGGUCCUGCUGUCAGUGAUGCUGUAUUUCACUGUCUCUCUGAUGGACCCGGGCUUUGUUCUUUCUGACAGUGUUAAGUAUGGCCAGGGCUCAGGUGAAGAAUUGGAGGAGAUGAUCCCUCAAAACCCCAUACCUCGCCUGCGCCGGUGUGGCUACUGUCUGCUACAGGUAGGACAGCAGCAGCCCAUGAGAGCUAAGCACUGCCAGGCCUGCAAACAUUGUGUGCGGCGGUUUGACCAUCACUGUCCGUGGAUAGAGAAUUGUGUGGGUGAGAGAAACCACCGCUGUUUCAUCAUCUAUCUGGCUGUUCAGCUGCUUGCUCUACUCUGGGCACUGCAGAUUGCUUGGUCAGGUUUCCAUUCUUCUGACACUUGGAAACUGUGGCUCAUUGUGAAUGGGUUUCUGCUGGCAUCGCUGUGUGUUGUAGGUGUGUUGUCCUUGGUGGUGGUCCUGCUCCUGGGCUGCCACCUCUUUCUGAUCUCCAUCAACUCCACCACCUGGGAGUUCAUGUCCCGCCACCGGAUCUCCUACCUGAAGAGCUACAGUGACGAGGAGAACCCCUUUGAUCGUGGCAUUCUCUGUAAUCUGUGGGACUUCUUCUGCAUGUGCCGAACUGUGGUGUGGGAGCAGGUGUACUACAGAGGGAGCCACAAUCACGUCUGACCUCACUCUACAGACCACAUGCCCAUACCAGGCUAUAGGAUUAAGCCAGGGUCGUGGCACCUCGUAGGCCUUCCAUUCUGCUUCCCCAUCAUUUAGAUUUUUUGCAAAGUUGAAGUUGCCUAAUGUUUUGAUAUUUAUGUAAUACAUGGUUCUAGGUAUUUUUUUUAUUGUUUUGUUUAACUGAGUGACAGUUUAUCGUGAGUCAUUGAGUAUGCUAUUUUGCCAUGUUGAACUAAUGAUGUACUGUAAUAUUGAAAGGUGUUGAUCAAAAAUGUUAUGCAUUAACUUUAGUACUCUGUUUUAUAAUAUGUUGAAACGUUAGAAUUUUUACCUGUAUUCUUUGAUAAAACUUUUCACUCUUUCAUUAAUUGGAAAUAAUGUAUUCAUAUUUUUGUAUUUAUUGACAUAGACAACACAAUAAAACUAAUGAUUUCAACGAA
This is a messenger RNA of Salmo salar (Atlantic salmon), 1349 nucleotides long. RefSeq names its product Probable palmitoyltransferase ZDHHC12 (gene zdh12). Gene Ontology annotation, biological process: peptidyl-L-cysteine S-palmitoylation; protein targeting to membrane. Gene Ontology annotation, molecular function: protein-cysteine S-palmitoyltransferase activity. Lineage: Eukaryota; Metazoa; Chordata; Actinopteri; Salmoniformes; Salmonidae. The record is from RefSeq and is a predicted model, not a curated record. Gene Ontology annotation, cellular component: endoplasmic reticulum; Golgi apparatus.